This is a messenger RNA of [Candida] anglica, 1808 nucleotides long. The record is from the annotation of a GenBank genome assembly. NCBI's taxonomy places the organism in Eukaryota, Fungi, Ascomycota, Pichiomycetes, Serinales, Debaryomycetaceae.
CUUGUACUCCAAAAUUUUCGAUUUUACGAAGCUUCCACAUUUAGAUCCUGAUUAGUUUUUUCCACUUCGUAUCGAUUCCCCUCAUCAUCAUUGAUUACGCAGUGAAAAAAAAGAUAAAAAAUAAAAUAAAAAAUAAAAUAAAUUAAUUUAAUAGAGCCAUUUUUUCAAUUAAGGUUUACAAAGAGAGACUUUCAUUGAAAAAAAGUGUCGAGUUCUAAAAGGAGAAAGGUGGAGAAAAACACGGAGGUUAUUACAAAACGGUGUUUCAUUUUUCAUAUCGAGGAGAACUACUUAUUAGGCACAAAUCUUGCUAAACAAAGCAGGGACAUAUCAUUACAUACAUACAUAUACACAAUUGGAAAAGUUCUUGGGUAUAGUUUUAAUUGCCGCCAUGAAUACUCAAGUACACCUUAAUCUGACCAAGAUAUCGAUCUUGUCCAUACCAAAGGAUAAGUACUGGAUAUUUUCCAGUGCUGUGCUUCAACUUCUACAUCUUGAGGCACAAAAAACAAACCACAAUUAUGAGACAGACUCAGAGACCGAGUCAUCCGAUGAAUCAAGUUCAUCGGAUGAUGGGCUUUCGGACGAAAGCCAGCAAUAUAACUACAGUGCGAACAACCACACCACCAAUACUAGUAAUGGAGAAACCAUCUCUUCACCAAUUGAUAACUCAAGUAAGAAGAUUCAUUCUAUAGACCAAGUUGUUGUUUCUGAAUCAGACGAAGAUGAUUAUAAUGGGAUUACUGAAAGUUCAGAUGAAGAAGAAGAUAAUUAUUUUUUCCACAUUGCAUUCACACCUGAGGAAUGUACCUUGAUGUGUGCAUCAUCAAUAAUGCAAACCCUCUUCCAUGACCCACUUGAAUUAUGUAAAAAGUUGGGAUAUGACCUUGUUCAAUUAUUGGAUGAAGAGUUUAUCACACUUCAAGUAGAUUCAAGUGAUGGUUAUGAUAAUAGUUCCAAAGUACUUCAACUUACAAAGCCACUCUCAACUAAUAAGAUUCCACUUUUUUUUCUUUCAACUCAUUUUGGAGACAUUGUUCUUAUUCCUCAAUCUUCCAAAGAGAGAGUAGUUGAAAUUCUUACCAGCAAAAACUUUGAGUUCUCAAACCUUUCUAAUAGCUAUAUUAAUGUGAACGAAAAGAGAUCAUCCAAGGACACUGCAGCAUCUGCAUCACCAAACCUUGACAUUGAACAAAGGGCAUUUGAAUUAUUCAACCGUGCCAACGUCAAACCAAUCAUAAACAAAUCAAUAAAGCUCCUCUUGACUGGUUCAAGAUCGGGUGAAGUUUCACGGACAUUGCUCAAAACAGCGCAAAACUUAGCAUCAACAGAUAUCCAAUCUGUACUUUUCCCGCAAUACUUUGCGGUCACAAGAACUUCAUUGAAUGAAGUAUCUUUACUUCUUCCCAAGUCAUCUAAAACCAGGGCAAAGAUGGGGUUCCCUUCCAAAUACAUCAUUGGAUCGACUCAGGACUCUAUUAUCCCAGUCACGAUUGACUUGAACGCGUUGCCUUUGGACUCUACUGGGAUUGUUGCUGGUUUAGCCAGUCGCCUUCUUAGUGGUAACAAGCGAGUUUCUUCACUUCCUUUAGAAAUGAGCUAUCUUUCCAUGGCAAAGUCGGGUAUCAUCAUGAUACCCAAGGAAAACAUUGCGUUAAUUUCUGCAAUUUUAAAGGAGGAUGAUCAUCUUUCGCAACCUAUCGAAAGUUUACAAUUGGAAUGAUAUUUAUAGACAGUAUAACUUUAAUAAAGGGAAAUAUAUUUUUUUAAUUAAUUCAGAAUAACUUUUAAAUUUUGUAUAACUUUUU